AUGAAGGUGGGGGAUUGUCAUCUAAUUGAUUAAAAUAAAUUAUCAAAAGGAGGAAAAUAUUAAAAGGAGUUUGACAGAAUUAAAGAGUUGUUGCUUUAUAUGUUUAUUGAUUUGCUUAUUUUGUUCGCUUAAUUAAAAUACUAAAGUUGUAUGUCAAAUGAAAUUAAUAUCUUCUUAUGGAAAAUUAAUGUCUUAAAUACCUCAAAAAACUUUUCUCAAUAAAAUUUAUUGAGAAAACAACUUAAUUAAAAUGAUCGUUUAAUGGUAUGA
Molecule: messenger RNA, 270 nt
Organism: Tetrahymena thermophila SB210
Lineage: Eukaryota; Ciliophora; Oligohymenophorea; Hymenostomatida; Tetrahymenidae
Exons: 1
Source: RefSeq, a predicted model, not a curated record